Loxodonta africana (African savanna elephant) is the source of this 3355-nucleotide messenger RNA. RefSeq names its product serine peptidase inhibitor Kazal type 5 (gene SPINK5). The transcript has 32 exons. Lineage: Eukaryota; Metazoa; Chordata; Mammalia; Proboscidea; Elephantidae. Gene Ontology annotation, molecular function: protein binding. The record is from RefSeq and is a predicted model, not a curated record. Bases 113 to 3340 code for a protein of 1075 amino acids.
UUAACCAAGUUUCCUCAUAUAAAAGUGAGCUUCAUUUCCACGGGUUCAGUCUUAGAGCACCAGCUGAGCAAUCCACGGAGCUGACUUGUAACUGACUUACAUCAUCUUCAUCAUGAAGAUAGUUACAGUGCCAAUGCUUCUGACUCUGGCUCUUUGCCUCAUACAAGAUGCUGCCAGCGAGGAUGAAAAUCAGGAAACCUGCAGUGAAUUCCGAGCAUUGUUGAAAACUGGAAAAUUAUUUUGUCCCCAGGAUAAAAAUCUUUUUCAAAGCCCUGAUGGAUUAAAUCUCAUCCAGAAAUGUGCCAUGUGCAAAGUAAUAUUGGAAAAAGAAGCAAGAUACCAGAAAAGGGCCAGGCAUUUGGCAAGGGCCACCAGAGACACCGACCCAGCAAAGCUGAACUGCGAUGAUUUUAGGAGAGGAGAAAGAGAUGGGGAUUUUAUCUGUACUUUUGAGAAUGCAGCUGUUUGUGGCACAGAUGGGAAAACAUACAGCAGCAGAUGUGCCCUGUGUGCUGAGAAUGCGAAAACCCGAUCCCAAGUUGGCAUAAAGAGUGAAGGGGAAUGUGAGAACCAUAACCCUGAGCACGACCUGUGUAGUGCUUUUCGGCCCUAUGUGAAGGAUGGAAGACUUGGAUGCACAAGGGAACAUGAUCCUGUUCUUGGUCCUGAUGGGAGGACACAUGGCAAUAAGUGUGCAAUGUGUGCUGAGCUGUUUUUAAAAGAAUCUGAAGAAAAUGCCAAGCGAGAAGGUACAACCAGAAUUCGACGAGAUGCUAUAAAGGAUUUUUGCGAGGAAUAUGAGAACCAAGUGAGGAAUGGGAGACUUUAUUGUACACGUGAGAGUGACCCAGUCCGUGGCCCUGAUGGCAGGAUGCAUGGCAACAAAUGUGCCCUGUGUGCAGAAUUUUUCAAACAACUUUUUUCAGAAGAAAAAAAUAAAGCAGAUGAGAACCUGAGAAAGCCUAAAGAAAAAGUUAAAAGAGACAUUGAGAAACUCUGCCGUGAAUAUCACGAUUAUGCAAAGAAUGGAAUACUUUCCUGUGACAGAGAAAAUGACCAUUUUCGCAGCUCAGAUGGGAAAAUGCACAGCAACUUAUGUUCCAGAUGCCAAGCCUUCUACCUAGAAGAAGCUAAAGAAAUGGAAGAGGGUGAAGCAGAAGCAAGGAAUAAAAGAGAAUCUGAAAAGACACCCGCAUAUGCAGAGCUAUGCAGUGAAUAUCGCAAAUUUUUGAGGAAUGGAAAACUCUUCUGCACCAGAGAGAACGACCCCAUCCAGGGCCCUGAUGGGAAAAUGCAUGGCAACACCUGCUCCAUGUGUGAGGCCUUCUUCAAAGCAGAAGAAGAAAAGAAAAAGAAGGAAGGUGAAUCAAGAAAUAAAAGACAAUCUGAGAAGCCAACUUCAUUUGAGGCGUUGUGCAGUGAACAUCGCAAAUUAAUGAAGAAUGGACAGCUUCUCUGCACUAGAGAGAAUGACCCCAUCCAGGGCCCAGAUGGGAAAAUGCAUGGGAAUACUUGUUCCAUGUGCGCAGACCUCUUUAAACAACAAGAAAGAGCAAAAGCAAAGGCUAAAAGAGAAGCUGCAAAGGAUCUGUGCAGUGAAUUUCGGAACCAAGUGAGAAAUGGAAUGCUCAUAUGUACCAGGGAGAAUGAUCCUGUCCUUGGCCCAGAUGGAAAAAUGCAUGGAAAUAAGUGUGCCAUGUGUGCAAGUGUGUUCAAAAUUGAAGAAGAUGAGAAGAAAAAUAAUGGCAAGGAAGAAAAAGAAAAACUUGAGCCUGAAAAAGUUAAGAGACAAGCAGUACAGGAGCUGUGCAGUGAAUACCGUAACUAUGUAAGGAAUGGACAGCUGGCAUGUACUAGAGAGAAUGAUCCCAUCGAGGGCCUGGAUGGGAAAAUUCACGGCAAUACUUGCUCCAUGUGUGAGGCCUUCUUCCGGCAAGAAGAAAAAGAAAAAGAAGUUGAAUCCAGAGCAAGAGCUAAAAGGGCAGCUGAAAAGGAUACAUGCAGUGAAUUUCGGAGUCUUUUACAAAAUGGAAGUCUUUUCUGCACACGAGAAAAUGAUCCUGUGCGUGGCCCAGAUGGCAAGACCCAUGGCAACAAAUGUGCCAUGUGUAAGGCAGUCUUCCAGAAAGAAGAUGAGGAAAGAAAGAGGAAAGAAGAGGAAGAUCAGAGAAUGACUUCAGAACAUGGUCCCAAUGGUGGUGCUGGUGGAGAUGGAAAAGACCAAUGUGCUGAAUAUCGGGAAAAAAUAAAAAAUGGAAAACUCAGCUGUACUCGGGAGAACGAUCCUGUACGUGGUGCUGAUGGAAAAUCAUACAACAAUAAGUGUAUCAUGUGUAAAGAAAUACUUCAAAGAGAAGCAACUGAAAAGAAUAAUUCUGGCCUCAGAUCAAAUAGUGCUGAAGCAGCAUCAGGAAAGGAUAUGUGUGAUGAGUUUAGAAGUCAAAUGAAAAAUGGACAACUUAUCUGUACUCGGGAGAGUGACCCUGUCCGGGGUCCAGGUGGCAAGACACACAGCAAUAAGUGUACUAUGUGUAAAGAAAGACUGGAAAGGGAAGCAGCUGAAAAAAAGAAAGAGGAGGAAAACAAGAGAGAAAAUGGUGAAAGGAGCAAUGAAAAAAAGGAUCAGUGUCAUGAAUUCCGGAGCCAGCUGAGAGACGGAAAGCUUAUCUGUACCAGAGAAAAUGACCCUGUUCGAGGCCCGUAUGGCAAGAUGCAUGUCAACAAGUGUGCUAUGUGUCAGAGCAUCUUUGAGCGAGAAGCUAAUGAAAGAAAAAAGAAUGAAGAAGAAAAAUCAAGAGCCAAACCCUCAAAUUACUCAAAGGACGAGUGCAGUAACUUUCGGCAGCGUGUUAGGAAUGAGCAGCUCAUCUGCACUCGAGAAAAUGACCCUGUGCGUGGUGCUGAUGGGAAGUUAUAUAAAAACAAGUGCUUCAUGUGCAGAGCUGUCUUUCAAAAAGAGGCUUUGGAAAAGGCAAGAAUUCUAGAAGAGCCAAUUCAUAUUAGAGCUUCUGAAAAAGUCAGCCCAGAUUCCCCCAAUUCUUCUCUGGAAUCUGAUAUGUGCAAACAUUACCGAGUAUUGCCCAGGAUGGGUUACCUUUGCCCAAAGAAUUUACAGCCUGUCUGUGGUGACAAUGACCGGACAUACAACAAUCCCUGCAUGCUCUGUCAUGAAAACUUGAUACACCAAACUAAUAUACACAUACGUAGUGCAGGAAGGUGUGAGGAGAAUAGCAGACCAGGAACAACACCGCUCAGCAUGUCUAAUACACCUGUAAGUACAAUGACAUUCCUGAUUAUGAUGUUAGAACACGUUGGUCCUGCUUCUGUUAUUUUGCACUGAGUGAUGAACAUUUCU